GCCGGCUGCCCGCGUGGCUUCCGCCGCCCCUCCGAAUCCUCCGGGGCCUCAGAGGAGUUCGCUACGGAGGGAGGCGGGGGCCUUCGGGAGGAGGAGGCGGAGGAGGCGGAGGAGGAGGGAAGGAAGAUGGCGGCCGUGGAACUAGAGUGGAUCCCAGAGACUCUCUAUAACACCGCCAUCUCCGCUGUCGUGGACAACUACACCCGCUCCCGCCGAGACAUCCGCUCCUUGCCCGAGAACAUCCAGUUCGAUGUUUACUACAAGGUAUGGACCAUGGGCCUGCUCUCUUGCCGCAACCUAUGGGGCCGCACCCCCUUCCACGUCUGCGAGCCCCCGCAGUCACCUCUCACCCCUGGUGGCAGGAUCGUCUCCCGAGACAUCUGGCAUUUGCUUCAUCAUUGUUUCCAGGCUUUGAUGGAUCAUGGUGUGAAAGUUGCUUCGGUCUUGGCCUACUCAUUCAGUAGGCGGUGCUCUUAUAUAGCAGAAUCAGAUGCUGCUGUAAAAGAAAAGGCCAUUCAGGUUGGCUUUGUUUUAGGUGGCUUUCUUUCAGAUGCAGGCUGGUACAGUGAUGCUGAGAAAGUUUUUCUGUCUUGCUAUCAGUUGUGUACUAUACAUGAUGAGAUGCUUCAUUGGUUUCGUGCAGUAGAAUGUUGUGUGAGGUUGCUUCAUGUGAGAAAUGGAAACUGCAAAUAUCAUUUGGGUGAAGAAACAUUUAAGUUAGCUCAGACAUUUAUGGAUAAACUGUCAAAACAUGGCCAGCAAGCAAAUAAGGCUGCACUCUAUGGAGAAUUGUGUGCACUCCUGUUUGCAAAAAGUCACUAUGAUGAGGCAUACAAAUGGUGUAUUGAAGCCAUGAAAGAAAUCACAGCUGGCUUGCCAGUCAAAGUUGUGGUAGAUGUUUUAAGACAAGCUUCUAAGGCCUGUGUAGUAAAACGUGAAUUUAAGAAGGCAGAGCAGUUAAUUAAACACGCAGUGUAUUUGGCACGGGAUCAUUUUGGAUCAAAACACCCAAAAUAUUCUGAUACACUGUUAGAUUAUGGGUUUUACUUACUCAAUGUAGAUAAUAUAUGUCAAUCUGUUGCAAUUUAUCAGGCAGCUCUUGACAUUCGGCAGUCAGUGUUUGGUGGCAAAAAUAUCCAUGUAGCAACAGCUCAUGAAGAUUUGGCUUAUUCUUCUUAUGUUCACCAGUAUAGUUCUGGGAAAUUUGACAAUGCACUGUAAGUUCAACAUGCCUUUUCAUUGAUAUCGACUCGACGGCACCUAACAAGAACGAACAGAACACUAUUGUCUGCUUUCUUAACAGCACUCAUUUUAGAGGAGAUUGCCAUUGACUGUCAUAAUAAAGAAACUGAACAGAGGCUGCUGCAAGAAGCUCAUGAUUUGCACCUGUCUUCGCUCCAGCUAGCUAAAAAAGCUUUUGGAGAAUUUAAUGUCCAGACUGCAAAACACUAUGGAAACCUUGGGAGACUUUAUCAGUCAAUGAGAAAAUUUAAGGAAGCUGAAGAAAUGCACAUCAAAGCAAUUCAGAUUAAAGAGCAACUUCUUGGUCAAGAAGAUUAUGAAGUAGCCCUUUCAGUAGGCCAUCUGGCUUCAUUAUACAAUUAUGACAUGAAUCAAUAUGAAAAUGCUGAGAAGCUUUAUUUGCGAUCCAUAGCAAUUGGGAAGAAACUUUUUGGUGAAGGCUACAGUGGACUAGAAUAUGAUUACCGAGGUCUCAUUAAACUUUACAAUUCAAUUGGAAAUUAUGAGAAAGUAUUUGAAUACCACAAUGUUCUGUCUAACUGGAACCGGUUGCGAGAUCGGCAGUAUUCAGUAACCGACGCACUUGAAGAUGUCACCACCAGCCCCCAGUCCACUGAAGAAGUGGUGCAGUCCUUCCUGAUUUCUCAGAAUGCUGAGGGACCGAGCUGCUGA
Chrysochloris asiatica (Cape golden mole) is the source of this 1914-nucleotide messenger RNA. It is a transcript of the gene APPBP2, whose product is annotated as amyloid beta precursor protein (cytoplasmic tail) binding protein 2. Gene Ontology annotation, biological process: intracellular protein transport. The record is from RefSeq and is a predicted model, not a curated record. Lineage: Eukaryota; Metazoa; Chordata; Mammalia; Afrosoricida; Chrysochloridae. Gene Ontology annotation, molecular function: protein binding. The transcript has 11 exons.